This is a messenger RNA of Saimiri boliviensis boliviensis (Bolivian squirrel monkey), 12152 nucleotides long. RefSeq names its product mucin 16, cell surface associated (gene MUC16). NCBI's taxonomy places the organism in Eukaryota, Metazoa, Chordata, Mammalia, Primates, Cebidae. The record is from RefSeq and is a predicted model, not a curated record.
UCCUGAGGCAGAGUCCAGCUCAGCCAUUUCAACAACUAUAUCACCUGGCAUACCAGGUAUGCUGACUUCACUGGUCACUAGCUCUGGGACAGACACCAGUGCAACUUUUCCAACAGUGUCUGAGUUCCCACAUGAAUCAGAGGCAACAGCCUCAUGGGUUACUCAUCCUGCAGUCACCAGCACAACAGUUCCCAGAACAACCUCUAAUUUUUCUCACAGUGAACCAGACACCACACCCUCAAGAGCCACCAGUCCUGGGGCAGAAGCCAGUUCAGCUUUUCCAACAAUAACUGUCUCACCUAAUGUACCAGAUAUGGUGACCUCACAGGUCGCUAGUUCUGGGACAGACACCAGUAUAACUAUUCCAACUGUGACACUUUCUCCUGGUGAACCAGAGACCACAACUUCUUUUAUCACCUAUUCUGAGACACACAUGAGUUCAGCCAUCCCAGCUCUAACUGUCUCCCCUAGUGCAUCAAAGAUGCUGACCUCACUGAUCACUAGUUCUAACACAGAGGCCAGUACAAUUUUUCCAACUCGAACUGAUUACCCACAUGAAUCAGAGACAACAGCCUCAUGGCUCAUCCAUUCUUGGACAGAAGCCAGUUCAGCUUCCCCAGCUAUGACUGUUUCUCUGGGUAAGUCAGAUACAGCAAACUGGCGGGUCACUCAUUCUGCAGAGACUAGCACACCUGUUUCCAGAAUAACCCCCAGUUUUCCCCCUAGUGAAUCAGACACGACAGUUUUCAUGGUCACCAGUUCUGAUGCAGAAGUCAGUUCAGCCAUUCCAACAACAACUCUCUCACCUGGUGCAUCAGAUACACUGACCUCACUGGUCACUAGUUCUGGGACAGACAGCACUACAACGUUCCCAGUGCUGAUCGAGACCCCAUAUGAACCAGAGACAACAGCUACACAGCUCAUUCCUCCUGCAGAGACCAACACAAUGGUUCCCAGGACAACUCCCAGGUUUUCCCAUAGGGAGUCAGACACCACACUCCCAGUUGCCACCACCAGUCCUGGGCCAGAAGCCAGUUCAGCUGUUUCAACCACAACUGUCUCACCUGGUAUGUCAGAUCUGGUGACCUCACUGAUCCCUAGUUCUGGGACAGACACCAGUACAAUUUUCCCAACAUUGACUGAGACCCCAUAUGCACCAGAGGCUACAGCCACAUGGUUCACUCAUUCUGCAGAGACCAGCACAACGGUUCCUAGGACAACUGCCAACUUUUCCCAUAGUGGAUCAGACACUAAGCCCUCAAUGGCCACCAGUCCUAGAGCAGAAGCCAGAUCAGUUUUUCCAACUACAACCAUCUCACCAGGGGUAGUGACCUCACAGGUCACAAGUUCUACAACAGCCACUAGUGCAGCUAUUCCAAUGUUGACUCCUUCUCUUGGUGAACCAGAGACCACAGCCUCACUGAUUACCCAUCCUGGGGCACAGACUGGCUCCACUGUUCCAACUCUGACUGUUUCCUCUAGUGAGCCAGAUACAACAGCUUCCUGGGUCACUCAUCCUGCACAGACCAGCACACCUAUUUCCAGAACAACCACUAGUUUUUCCUACAGUAGACCAGAUGCCACACUUUUAAUGGCCACCAGUCCUGGGACAGAAGCCAGUUCAGCUGUGCUGACAACAAUGGUCUCACCUGGUGUACCAGAGAUGGUGACUUCACCAAUCACUAGUUCUGGGGCUGCAACCAGUACAACUAUUCCAACUUUGACUCAUUCUCCUGGUAUGCCAGAGACCACUGCCUUAUUGAUCACCCAUCCCGGCACAGAGACAAACACAUUUCCUGUUUCAACUGUGUUUCCUCAAGUAUCAGAGACCACGGCCUCACUAUCCAUUAGACCUGGUGCAGAGCCUAGUACAGCUCUUCCAUCUCAGCCUAGUUCAGCCCUUCCAACUCAGACAGCAUCUUCUCUCUUCACCCUACUUGGAACUGGAACCAGCAAAGUUGAUCUGAAUCCAUCUGCUUCACCUGGUGUUUCUGCAAAAACAGCCUCACUUUCCACCCAUCCUGGGACAGAAACCAGCAGCACAAUUCUGACUUCGACUCUGUCCCUUGGUUUAUUAGAGACUACAGGCUUGUUGAGCACCAGCUCUUCAGCAGAGACCAACACAGGUACUCUCACUCUGAGCAUUUCCCCUGCUGUCUCUGGGCUUCCCAGUGCCUCUAUAACAACUGGUAAGCCCCAAACUGUGACCUCCAGGCACACAGGAACCUCGCCAUCUGUAGCUUCACUUGGACCCCCAGAAUUUUCCAGGACUGUCACAGAUACCACUAUGACCUUGAUACCAUCAGAAACACCAACAUCACCUAAAACCAGUCAUGGAGAAGGAGUGAGUCCAACCAGUAUCUUGAGAACUACAACAGUUGAGACCACUAAUUUAGCUGCCACAGGUUCCAGUUCCACUGUGGUCAAGACCACGACCACCUUCAAUACACUGACUGGAAGCUCCUUUGCUCCUCUGACCACACCUGGGAUCUCCACCUUGGCCUCUGAGAGUGUGACCUCAAGAACAGCUGACAUGCCUUUGUUGAUGCUUUUCACCAUCAACUUCACCAUUACCAACCUGCAGUACACGAAGGACAUGGUGCACCCGGGCUCUGAAAUAUUCAAUGCCACUGAGAAGAUCCUGCAGCAGCUGCUCAAGCCCUUGUUCCAGAACAGCAGUACUGGUUCUCUCUAUGCUGGCUGCAGGCUGACCUCGCUCAGGCCAGAGAAGGAUGGAUCAGCCACGGCAGUGGACGCCAUCUGCACACAUCGCCCUGACCCUGCAGGGCUCAGACUGGACAGAGAGCGACUAUACUGGGAGCUGAGCAAGCUGACCAACGGCAUCCACAAGCUGGGCCCCUACACCCUGAACAGGAACAGCCUCUAUGUCAAUGGUUUCACCCAUCGGAGCUCUGAGUCCACCACCAGCACUCCUGGGACCUCCAUAGUGGAUGUGGGAACCUCAGUGACUUCACCCUCCAUCUCCAGCCCCACGACUGCUGUUCCUCUCCUGGUGCCGUUCACCCUCAACUUCACCAUCACCAACCUGCAGUAUGAGGAGGACAUGCAUCGCCCUGGCUCCAGAAAGUUUAACACCACAGAGAGGGUCCUGCAGGGUCUGCUCAGGCCCCUGUUCAAGAACACCAGUGUUGGCCCUCUGUACUCUGGCUGCAGACUGAUCUUGCUCAGGCCCGAGAAGGAUGGGGCAGCCACUGGAGUCGAUGCCAUCUGCACCCACCACCUUGACCCCAAAAGCCCUGGACUCAACAGGGAGCACCUGUACUGGGAGCUAAGCAAGCUGACCAAUGGCAUCAAAGAGCUGGGCCCCUACACCCUGGACAGGAACAGUCUCUAUGUCAAUGGUUUCACCCAUCGGAGCUCUGUGCCCACCACCAGCACUCCUGGGGCCUCCACAGUGGAUCUUGGAACCUCAGGGACUCCAGCUUCCCUCUCCAGUUCCACAACUGCUGGCCCUCUCCUGGUGCCAUUCACCCUCAACUUCACCAUCACCAACCUGCAGUAUGAGGAGGACAUGCAUCGCCCUGGCUCCAGGAAGUUCAACACCAUGGAAAGGGUCCUGCAGGGUCUGCUUGGUCCUAUAUUCAAGAACACCAGUGUCAGCCCUCUGUACUCUGGCUGCAGACUGACCUCUCUCAGGUCUGAGAAGCAUGGGGCAGCCACUGGAGUGGAUGCCAUCUGCACUCACCAUCUUGACCCUAAAAGCCCUGGACUCAACAGAGAGCAGCUGUACUGGGAGCUGAGCCAGCUGACCAAUGGCAUCAAAGAGCUGGGCCCCUACACCCUGGACAGGAACAGUCUCUAUGUCAAUGGUUUCACCCCUCAGAGCUCUGUGCCCACCACCAGCACUCUUGGGACCUCCACAGUGGACCUUGGAACUGCAGGGACUCCAUCUUCCCUUCCCAGCCCCACAACUGCUGUCCCUCUCCUGGUGCCAUUCACCCUCAACUUCACCAUCACCAACCUGCAGUACGAGGAGAACAUGCAUCAACCUGGCUCCAGGAAGUUUAACACCACAGAAAGGGUCCUGCAGGGUCUGCUUGGUCCCAUAUUCAAGAACACCAGUGUCGGCCCUCUAUACGCUGGCUGCAGACUGACCUCUCUCAGGCCCAAGAAGCAUGGGGCAUCCACUGGAGUGGAUGCCAUCUGCACCCACCAUCUUGACCCCAAAAGCCCUGGACUCAACAGAGAGCAGCUGUACUGGGAGCUGAGCCAGCUGACCAAUGGCAUCAAAGAGCUGGGCCCCUACACCCUGGACAAGAACAGUCUCUAUGUCAAUGGUUUCACCCAUAGGAGUUCCGUGCCCACCACCAGCAAUCCUGGGACCUCCACAGUGGGACCUGGAACCUCAGCGACCCCAUCCUCCCUCCCCAGCCCCACGACAGCUGUUCCUCUACUGGUGCUGUUCACCCUCAACUUCACCAUCACCAACCUGUGGUAUGAGGAGGACAUGCAUCACCCUGGAUCCAGAAAGUUCAACACCACAGAGAGGGUCCUACAGCGUCUGCUUGGUGCCUUGUUCAAGAACUCCAGUGUCGGCCCUCUGUACUCUGGCUGCAGACUGACCUCUCUUAGGUCUGAGAAGCAUGGGGCAGCCACUGGAGUGGAUGCCAUCUGCACUCACUAUCUUGACCCUAAAAGUCCUGGACUUAACAGAGAGCAGCUGUACUGGGAGCUGAGCCAGCUGACCAAUGGUAUCAAAGAGCUGGGCCCCUACACCCUGGACGGGAACAGUCUCUAUGUCAAUGGUUUCACCCAUCGGAGCUCCAUGCCCACCACCAGCACUCCUUGGACUUCCACAGUGGACCUCGGAACCCUAGGGACUCCAUCCUCCCUUCCCAGCCCCACGGCAGCUGUUCCUCUCCUGGUGCCAUUCACCCUGAACUUCACCAUCACCAACCUGUGGUAUGAGGAGGACAUGCAUCGUCCUGGCUCCAGGAAGUUCAAAACCACAGAGAGAGUCCUGCAGGGUCUGCUUGGUCCCAUUUUCAAGAACACCAGUGUCGGCCCUCUGUACUCUGGCUGCAGACUGAACUCUCUUAGGCCUGAGAAGGAUGGGGCAGCCACUGAAGUGGAUGCUACCUGCUUCUACCACACUGACCCCAAAAGCCCUGGGCUGGACAGAGAGCAGCUGUACUGGGAGCUGAGCCAGCUGACCCACAGCAUCACUGAGCUGGGCCCCUAUGCCCUGGACAGGGACAGUCUCUAUGUCAAUGGUUUCACCCAUCAGAGCUCUGUGCCCACAACCAGUACUCCUGGAACCUCCACAGUUCACCUGGAAACCUCUGGGAUUCCAUCCUCCCUCCCCAGCCACACAGCCCCUGGCCCUCUCCUGAUACCAUUCACUCUCAACUUUACCAUCACCAACCUGCAUUAUGAGGAAAACAUGCAACACCCUGGCUCCAGGAAGUUCAACACCACAGAUAGGGUGCUACAGGGUCUGCUCAAGCCCUUGUUUAAGAACACCAGUGUCGGCCCUCUGUACUCUGGUUGCAGACUGACCCUGCUCAGACCUGAAAUGGAUGGGGCAGCCACUGGAGUGGAUGCCAUCUGCACCCACCGCCUUGAUUCCACUGGCCCUGGACUGGACAAAGAGCAGCUAUACUGGGAGCUGAGCCAGCUGACCAAGAGCAUCACAGAGCUGGGCCCCUACACCUUGGACAGGGACAGUCUCUAUGUCAAUGGCUUCACCCAUCGGAGCUCUGUGUUAACCACCAGCAUUCCUGGGACCUCUGCAGUGUACCUGGGAACCUCUGGGACUCCAGCCUUCCUCCCUGGCCACACAGCCCCUGGCCCUCUCCUGGUGCCAUUCACCCUCAACUUCACCAUCACCAACCUGCAGUAUGAAGCAGACAUGCGUCACCCUGGUUCCAGGAAGUUCAACACCACGGAGACAGUCCUGCAGGGUCUGCUCAAGCCCUUGUUCAAGAGCACCAGCAUCGGCCCUCUGUACUCUGGCUGCAGACUGAUCUCGCUAAGGCCUGAGAAACAUGGAGCAGCCACCAGCGUGGAUGCCAUCUGCACUUACUACCUUGACCCCAAAAACCGUGGACUGGACAGAGAGCAGCUGUACUGGGAGCUGAGCAAACUGACCCAUGGCAUCACUGAGCUGGGCCCCUACCUCCUGGACAGGGACAGUCUCUAUGUCAACGCUCCUGGGACCUCAGCAGUGCAUUUGGGAACCUCUGGAACUCCAUCCUCCCUACCUAGACCCACAGUGCCUGAACCUCUCCUGAUGCCAUUCAACCUCAACUUCACCAUCACCAACUUGCAGUAUGAGGAGGACAUGCGACGUCCUGGCUCCAGGAAGUUCAACACCACGGAGAGGGUCCUACAGGGUCUGCUCAGGCCCUUGUUCAAGAAUACCAGUAUUGGCCCUCUGUACUCCAACUGCAGACUGACCUUGCUCAGGCCAGAGAAGGACAAGGCAGCCACUGGAGUGGACGCCAUAUGUACCUACCACCUUGACUCCCAAAGCCCUGGACUGGAUAGAGAACAGCUGUACUGGGAGCUGAGCCGGUUGACCCAUGACAUCACUGAGCUGGGCCCCUACACCCUGGACAGGGACAGUCUGUAUGUCAAUGGUUUUACUCAUUGGAUCUCCAUACCAACCACCAUCACUCCUGGGACCUCCACAGUGCACCUGGGAACCUCUGGGAUCCCAUCUUCCCUCCCUAAACCUACAGCCGCCAGCCCUCUCUUCCUGCCAUUCACACUCAACUUCACCAUCACUAACCUGCAGUAUGAGGAGGACAUGGGACACCCUGGCUCCAGGAAGUUCAACACCACAGAAAGGGUUCUGCAGGGUCUGCUCAAGCCCUUGUUCAAGAGCACCAGUGUUGGCCCUCUGUACUCUGGCUGCAGACUGACCUUGCUCAGGCCUGAAAAGGAUGGAGCAGCCACGAGAGUAGAUACCGUCUGCCACUAUCACCCUGACCCCAAAAGCCCUGGGCUAGACAGAGAGCAGCUGUACUGGGAGCUGAACCAGUUGACCCACAGCAUCACUGAGCUGGGCCCCUACACCCUGGACAGGAAGAGUCUCUAUGUCAAUGGAUUCACCCAUCGGAGCUCUGUGCCUACCACCAGCACUCCUGGGACCUUUACAGUACAGCUGGAAACCUCUAGGACUCCAUCAUCUCUCCCUGGUGCCGCAGCCACUGGCCCCCUACUGCUGCCAUUUACCCUCAAUUUUACCAUCACUAAUCUGCAGUAUGAGGAAGACAUGCAUCGCCCUGGCUCCAGGAAGUUUAACACCACGGAGAGGGUCCUUCAGGGUCUGCUCAGGCCCUUGUUCAAGAACACCAGUGUCGGCCCUCUGUACUCUGGCUGCAGACUGGCCUUACUCAGGCCUGAAAAGGAUGGGGCAGCUACCAGAGUAGAUGCUGUCUGCACUCAUCGUCCUGACCCAAAAAACCCUGAGCUGGACAGAGAGCGGCUAUACUGGGAGCUGAGCCAGCUGACCCAGAGUAUUACUGAGCUGGGCCCCUACACCCUGGACAAGAGCCGUCUCUACGUCAAUGGUUUCACCCAUCAGAGUUCUGUGAUGACCACCAGAACUCCUGAGACCUCCACAGUGCACCUGAGAACCUCUAGAACUCCAGCCUCCCUGUCUGGACCCACGGCCUCCAGCCGUCUCCUGGUGCUAUUCACAAUUAACUUCACCAUCACUAACCUGCAGUAUGAGGAGAACAUGCAUCACCCUGGCUCUAGAAAGUUUAACACCACGGACAGAAUCCUUCAGGGUCUGCUCAGGCCCUUGUUCAAGAACACCAGUAUUGGCCCUCUGUACUCUGGCUGCAGACUGACCUUGCUCAGGCCCGAGAAGAAUGGUGCAGCCACCGGAGUGGAUGCCAUCUGCACCUACCGCUCUGACCCUAAAAACUCUGGGCUGGACAGAGAGCAGUUAUACUGGGAGCUGAGCCAGCUGACCAAGCGCAUCACUGAGCUGGGCCCCUACACCCUGGGCAGGAACAGUCUCUAUGUCAAUGGUUUCACACAGCGGAGCUCUGUGCCCAGCACCAGCACUCCUGGGAUCUCCUCAGUGGACCUGGGAACAUCUGAGACUCCAGCUUCUCAACCUGGUCCCUCGGCUGCCAGCCCUCUCCUGGUGCCAUUCACUCUCAACUUCACCAUCACCAACCUGCGGUAUGAGGAGAACAUGCAGCCCCCUGGCUCCAGGAAGUUCAACACAACUGAGAGGGUCCUUCGGGGCCUGCUCAGGCCCCUGUUCAAGAGCACCAGUGUUGGCAUUCUGUACUCCGGCUGCAGACUGACCUGGCUCAGGCCUGAGAAGGAUGGGGAAGCCACUGGAGUGGAUGCCAUCUGCACCCACCAGCCUGAUCCCAAAAGCCCUGGGCUGGACAGAGAGCAGCUAUACUGGGAGCUGAGCCAGCUGACCCAUGGCAUCACUGAGCUGGGCCCCUACACCCUGGACAGGGACAGCCUCUUUGUCAAUGGUUUCACCCAUCGGAGCUCUGUGCCCACCACCAGCACUCCUGGGAUGUCCACAGUGGACCUCAGAACAUCCAGGACUCCAGCUUCUAUAUCUGUUCCCUCAGGUGCCAGCCCUCUCCUGGUGCCGUUCACUCUCAACUUCACCAUCACCAACCUCCGGUAUGAGGAGAACAUGCAGCCCCCUGGCUCCAGGAAGUUCAACACCACAGAGAGGGUCCUUCAGGGCCUGCUCAGGCCCCUGUUCAAGAGCACCAGCAUUGGCCCUCUGUACUCUGGCUGCAGACUGAUCUUACUCAGGCCUAAGAAGGAUGGGGAAGCCACUGGAGUGGACACCAUCUGCACCCACCGCCCCGACCCCAAAAGCCCUGGGCUGGACAGAGAGCAGCUGUACUGGGAGCUAAGCCAGCUGACCCACGGCAUCACAGAGCUGGGCCCCUAUACCCUGGACAAUGACAGGCUCUUUGUCAAUGGUUUCACCCAUCGAAGCUCUGUGCCUACCACCAGCACUCCUGGGACCCCCACAGUAGAUCUGGGAACGUCUAGGACUCCAGCCUCAAUACUUGGCCCUUCAGCUGCCAGCCAUCUCCUGAUACCAUUCACCCUCAACUUCACCAUCACUAACCUGCAGUAUGAGGAGAACAUGUGGCCUGGCUCCAGGAAGUUCAAUGCUACAGAGAGGGUCCUUCAGGGUCUGCUAAGGCCCUUGUUCAAGUACACCAGUGUUGGCCCUCUGUACUCUGGCUGCAGACUGACCUUGCUCAGGUCUGAGAAGGAUGGGGAAGCCACCAGAGUGGACGCCAUCUGUACCCAUCGCCCUGACCCCACAGGCCCUGGGCUGGACAGAGAGCAGCUGUAUUUGGAGUUGAGCCAGCUGACCCACGGCUUCACUGAGCUGGGCCCCUAUGCCCUGAACAGGGACAGUCUCUAUGUCAAUGGUUUCACCCAUCGGAGCUCUGUGCCCACCACCAGCAACACAAGCCCUACCCUGGUGACCUUUAUCCUCAACUUCACCAUCACAAACCUGCAGUACAUGCCGGACAUGAAGUAUACAGGUUCUGCAGUGUUCCACACAACUGAGGAGGUCUUGCAGCGCAUGCUUGGCCCUUUGUUCAAGAACACCAGUAUUGGCCCACUGUACUCUGGCUGCAGACUGAUCUCGCUCAGGCCCAUGAAGAAUGGAUCUGCUACCAGAGUGGAUGCCGUCUGCACCCACAGCUCUGAGCCCACAAGCACUGGGCUGGACAGAGAGAGGCUGUACUGGGAGCUGAGUCGUGAGACCCACGGAGUCACCCGGCUGGGCUUCUACACCCUGGGCAGGGACAGCCUUUAUGUCAAUGGUUACACUCACCAGGUCCUGACCUCCACCCCCAGCAUUGUGAUGGCAUCUGCUUCUGGGACCCCAGUUCCAACCUCCACAGCCGUAGGACCACCCCUGGUGCUGUUUCUCCUCAGCUUCACCAUCACCAACCUGGAGUACAGGAAAGACAUGCUGUCUUCAUACUCUGUGACUUUCAACAACACUGAGAAGGUGCUUCAGAGCCUGCUUGACCCCUUGUUCAAGAACACCAGUGUCGGUCCUCUGUACUCUGGUUGCAGACUGGCCUUGCUCAGGCCCAAGCAGAAGACGACAGCCACUCAGGUGGAUGCUCUCUGCACCUACCACCCCAACCCCAUAGGCUUUAGACUGGAUAAAGAGCGUCUGUACUGGGAGCUGAGCCAGCUCACCCAUGGCAUCACUGAGCUGGGCCCCUACACCCUGGACAGGGACAGUCUCCUUGUCAAUGGUUACACCCAUCAGGGCUCAAGCACCACUGCCAGCCCCCUAGCUGGGGAGCUCAGCAAAGAGCCUUUCACACUGAACUUCACCAUCAGCAACCUGCGCUAUACGGCGAACAUGGGCCAGCCCGGCUCCCUCAAGUUCAACAUCACAGACCGCGUCAUGCAACGCCUGCUCAAUCCUUUGUUCCAGAAGAGCAGCCUGGGCGCAUGGUACACAGGCUGCAGGGUCAUCGCGCUAAGGUCUGUGAAGGACAGCACUGAGACACGGGUGGACAUCCUCUGCACCUACCUGCCAUCCCCCAGCGGCCCAGGUCUGCCUACCAAGCAGGUAUUCCAUGAGCUGAGCCAGCAGACCCGUGGCAUCACCCGGCUGGGCCCUUACUCUCUGGACAAAGACAGCCUCUACCUUAAUGGUUAUAAUGAACCCGGUCCAGAUGAGCCUCCUACAACUCCCCAGCCAGCCACCACAUUCCUGCCUCCUCUGUCAGAAGCCACAACAGCCACAGGGAACCACCUGAAGAUGCUCAGACUCAGCUUUACCGUCUCCAAUCUCCAGUAUUCACCAGGCAUGGGCAACGGCUCAGCUGCAUUCAACUUCACGGAGAGGGUCCUGCAGUACCUGCUCAGACCCUUGUUCCAGAAGAGCAGCAUGGGCCCCUUCUACUUGGGUUGCCAACUGAUCUCCCUCAGGCCUGAGAAGGAUGGGGAAGCCACUGGCGUGAACACCACCUGCUCCUACAACCCUGACCCCGUGGGCCCCGGGCUGGACAUAGAGCAGCUUUACUGGGAGCUAAGUGAGCUAACCCAUGGUGUCACUCAACUGGGCUUCUUUGCCCUGGACAGGGACAGCCUCUUCAUCAACGGCUAUGCACCCCAGAAUUCACCGAUCCAGGGUGAGUACCAGAUAAAUUUCCGCAUCGUCAACUGGAACCUCAGUAAUCCAGACCCAACAUCCUCAGAGUACAUCGCCCUGCUGAGGGACAUCCAGGACAAGGUCACCACACUCUACAAAGGCAGUCAACUGCACGAUGCGUUCCGCUUCUGCCUGGUCACCAACUUGACGAUGGGCUCCAUGUUGGUCACAGUCAAGACAUUGUUCUCCUCCAAUCUGGAUCCCAGCCUGGUGGAGCAAGUAUUUCUAGAUAAAACCCUGAAUGCCUCAUCUCAUUGGCUGGGAAACACCUACCAGUUGACGGACGUGCAUGUGACAGAAAUGGAGCCAUCCGUGUAUCAACCCACGAGCAGUUCCAGCACCCAGCACUUCCCCCUGAAUUUCACCAUCACCAACCUACCGUAUUCCCAGGACGUAGCCCACCCAGGCCCUACCAGUUACCAGAGGAACAAAAGGAAUAUUGAGGAUGCGCUCAACCAGGUCUUCCGAAACAGCAGCAUCAAGAGUUAUUUUUCUGACUGUCAAGUUUUAACAUUCAGGUCUGUCCCCAAUAGCAAGCACACCGGGGUGGACUCUCUGUGUAACUUCUCACCACCGGCUCGGAGGAUAGACAGAAUUGCCAUCUAUGAGGAAUUCCUGCGGAUGACGCAGAAUGGCACCCAGCUGCAGAACUUCACCCUGGACAGGAACAGUGUCCUUGUGGAUGGGUAUUCUCACAGCAGCAAUGAGGCCUUAACUGGGAAGUCUGACCUUCCCUUCUGGGCCAUCAUCCUCAUCUGCUUGGCGGGACUCCUGGGACUCAUCACAUGCCUGAUCUGUGGUUUACUGGCAACCACCUGCCGGCGAAAGAAGCAAGGAGAAUACAACGUCAGGCAACAGCACCCAGGCAACUGCAAGUCACACCUAGAUCUGGAGGACCUGUAAUGACUGGAACUUCCCGGCACCCAGGGUCCCUUUUCCCCAGCCAGGGUGCAAAGAAGCUGAGCUGGAGCAGAAAUAAACCAUAUUG